AUGCUGUCAAAAUUCCACCAGAUUCUCGCCUUUGCACUUUUUAUAACAUGGACUUGUGGAACCGUCCUAAAUUCAUCCAUUGUAGCUGUGUAUGUCAGUGACUGGAAGAAGGGAUUGAAGCUUGGUGCCUGCGAUCAAAUCAUUCUCACCAUGGGCUGCAACAAUCUACUCAUGCAGAGCUUUUUAACAUUUGAGCUGAUGGUCCUGACUUAUCAGUUGUACGGUCUGUUUACCAAAGACAUACUCCUAAGUUCUUUCUUCUUUGGAUUUAACAUGGCAUUGUCUCUCUCAUUGUGGCUCACUGCCUGGCUCAGCAGCUACUACUAUUUGCGACUGGUCAACUUCUCCAAUAGAUUCUUCAUUCGAUUAAAACGAGGAAUUUCCACUGUGGUUGUCUACUGCCUUCUGGGAACGGUGGUUGGUUUGUUCCUCGUUCACAUGCCCGUUAUUUGGACAAUGCACAUAAUAAGAGACCAAAAUAUAACAAAAAUUAAUAGUAUCUUUAAUGAUAAAAUACCUUUUUUAUUUAACUUCACAUUUUCUUGCUACCUUCCAACUAGUAUGACGUCCUUCUGUAUUGUACUCACUCUGAUGUCUCUUCUGAAACAUAUUCAUAAGAUGAAGCAGAAUACUUCUGAGUUCUGGAAUCCUCAGCUGAAGAACCAUGUAAAAGCUUGCAGGACAAUGCUACUUCUUUUCGCCGCAAACUUGAUAUUAUUUCUGGCUAUUUUUGUUUCCUCCCUACAAUAUAACACAGGAACUAUUGGGAACUAUGUAAUUUGGUUUAUUAUGAUAUCAAAUCCCUCGAGUCAAGCCAUAAUUCUCCUGUUUGGGAACUCCAGGUUAGCAACUGCCUGGUCAAAGUUCUUGUCUUUUCAGUAA
Xenopus laevis (African clawed frog) is the source of this 882-nucleotide messenger RNA. Its product is annotated as putative taste receptor type 2 member 33. The coding region runs from base 1 to 882 and encodes 293 amino acids. NCBI's taxonomy places the organism in Eukaryota, Metazoa, Chordata, Amphibia, Anura, Pipidae. The transcript has a single exon. The record is from RefSeq and is a predicted model, not a curated record.